CAAUUACAGACAGGCCGGAAAGAAAAAAAGCAUUUAAAAAUGAAAAGGAAUAUUCAUUCAAUCUAUGACAUGUUAUUUUAAUGAGGCAUAGCACGAUGGGUAUAAUAUUCCACGACAUAAAACUGCAAAUUUGCAGCACUUCAACAGCACAAGACAACCCCCAUUCGCCACCCUUCGCCACCACCCUACCACCAAUGAAAAAGGAAGCCGGACUAAAAGGAGCCGUUAUAAAGGUUUCUUGGGAAAUGCUAAGACGCAGUUUUGUCAUCUGCACAUUUUCCCGUAUAAGUUUUUCCUUUUCUCUCUUGUCCUUUUCAUCUGUUUUUAUUAAUUACAUUUCUCAAAGUUAAAUGGUUUGCUCUGUUUUCAAGUGCCAGGUUAGGGUUCUAUGCUGAAAUUAUAGAGAUUGGGAGGAGCUUGCUUUCUUCAUUUUGCUAUAUAUUUCUCUCUUUGGACCCUCAUUUCUCAUUUGGGAUUUCAAAACUCAUUAGGAAGUUUUGUUAUGAUUGAAGCAAAUGAAACAUGCGGUUACUUUUGUGAGGAAAAAAGAAAUUAAGGUGGGGCAUAUUUCAAGAACUGGGGUUUUCAGAUAACUUGGGGAAGAACUGUUAUGGGGGUAUAAAUUUAUGAAUUGGGUUUUUGGAUUCUGAGUGCAAAUAAUGGGUGUAACGAAUUCAAAAGCUGAGAGAAGUGAUGCUUUGAGAUUAUGCAAAGAAAGGAAAAGAUUCCUCAAACAAACCAUUGAUUCAAGAUGUGCUUUAGCAGCUGCACACAUUUCAUAUAUUCAAUCUCUAAGAAACUUAGGCAUUGCUUUUAGAAAAUAUGCUGAGGCUGACGCUGAGAUUUUAAUAGAGCCCUUUCUGUCAGUUUCAGCCAUUGAUCCUGAUAAAACUUCUUCACAUUCGACACAUCCAUCGCCCUCGCCAUCGCUCGUCGGUAAUGUUUCUAGUACUCUAGUCGUCCAUGAGAGCCCUAUUUCACAGCCUAUGGAUCGAGUUAGUUAUAUGAGAUCGGGAGGGGAUAGUGCUUUGACUGUUAGAGUGAGUCCACCGCCUAGGAAUAUGUAUGUAGAGGAGGGUGAAUUUUCUGUGCUACCACCUCCACCACCAUAUCCGGAUUCGGAAUCUUCUUGGGAUUUCUUUAACCCAGUUGAUGAAAGUGAGAACUUCAGGUUUGGGGGACAGAAUUUGAACCUUGAUCAUGUGAGGAUGUAUGGAGAUUUUGGUGAAAAGAAUGUUGAUUUUGCUGAAACUAGGGGGAUUCCCAAAUUAGAGACUCCAGAAAAUGAACAGGGCAAAUUGGUAGUAUACAAUGCUAGUACAGCUGCACCUGAAAAUACCGAAAAUAUUGAACUAAAACUGAAUGUAUUAUCUGGAAAUGUGGUUAGGAAUGCAUCUUUAGAACUAUAUAAUUUGAAGAGAAAUAGAUCUUUUUUAGAAAAGGAUAUAAGAGCUGACACAGAAGAUCCUUUGGAGAUUGUAACACCCAGGGCUAAAGAUUUUCAGUCUAGCUUAAAAGAGAUUGAUAACCAAUUCUUUAAAGCAUCUGAAUCUGGAAAGGAGGUCUCGAGAAUGCUUGAGUCCAACAAAAUCAGGGUUGGAUAUACUGAAUCCAGAGGUAAAUUACUAGCCUCAGUUUACUUGAUCUCGUUUGGAGUAGUUUGUUGCCAAGGAAGAAAUGUAAAUGCAUCUGAUGUGUCUGAACAAAAUGUGACCAAGGUUAUAACUUGGAGGCGUACAACUUCGUCAAGGUCAUCGUCAUCAAAGAAUCCCAUGGCUACAACAAAGAAUGACAAUGACGAUAGUGGAAGUGAUUUUAUUGAGGAGUUCUGCAUGAUUUCUGGAAGUCACUCUUCCACACUGGAUAGAAUGUAUGCUUGGGAGAGAAAGUUAUACGAUGAAGUGAAGGCUAGCGAGUUUAUCCGGAAGGAAUAUGAUCGCAAGUGUGACAAGCUUCGGCAUCAGUUUGCAAAGGAUCUUAGCCCUCAAGUAAUUGAUAAAACUCGGGCAGUGGUGAGAGAUCUUCAUUCACGAAUUAGAGUAGCACUUCAUGCUGUAAAUUCAAUAUCAAAGCGGAUUGAAAAAAUGAGGGAUGAAGAGUUGCUACCACAAGUUCUUGAACUUAUUCAGGGAUUUACCUGCAUGUGGAAAUCCAUGCUUGAUUGUCAUCAUUCUCAGUAUAUGACCAUAUCUCUAGCGUACAUUUUGAAAAGCUUCAGUGGAGCUCCGUGUAGAGAAACUCAGAAGCAGAUUAUGAAUCAGCUGCAGGGCGAGGUGGAGUAUUUUCGCCUGAGUUUUACUGAUUGGAUAAACCGAUAUACGUCUUAUGUGGAAGCUCUCAACAGCUGGUUACAAAAUUGCAUCUUGCAACCACGGGAGCGAUAUAAAGGCAGACGAGCAUUCUCCCCUCGUCGUGUUCUGGCACCCCCUAUAAUUGUUCUCUGCCGUGAUUGGUCAGCUGGGAUUAAAUCUUUGCCAGCGAGAGAAGUCAGUAAUGCAAUCAAAGCUUUUCUAUCUGAUCUGAUACAAUUUCUUGGUACUGUGUCAGAAUCAAUAGUAGCUGGACUUGGACACCAGUCUCUUCUUUGUAAUGUGAUGUUGUUCGGAAAUUUGGGAAAUUUGAGGCAACCAGGUACCAAUGGUAAUACAAAUUCAACCAGUUUUCUUGAUUACCUACCAAAGACUGCUAAACAGGAAACACCAGCACCGAAUGGAAAAUAUCCUGCCAGUAAUGCAGUUAAAAACCCGAUUGCCAUUGAGGCAAAACCAGUUCCCCUUUGCCGGGCUCUUUCAAGCAAGAUGGAUCCUGAGGAAUUAAAAGUUUUGGGCAAUGAAGAUUACAAGAAUGGCAGGUUUUCAGAAGCUCUGGCAUUGUGUGAUGCAGCAAUUUCUAUUGAUCCAAAUAAGGCUUCUUAUAUAAGCAACAAAAGUGCUGCAUUAACUGCGUUAGGAAAGCUGCUUGAAGCCGCAUUUGAAUGUACGGAAGCAAUUCGAAUUGAACCAUCCUAUGAAAGAGCACAUAUCCGUUUGUUGGGAGGAUUGGAAGAACGCAUACAAGACUGUGAGGCGUUGACAAGAGAGAAUCCAGAUGAUAAGGAAGUGAGACAGACGUUGAACGAAGCUCAGGCACAGCUCUGUAAGCAGAGAGGAGGGCAAGAAAUUAAGAAACAAAACAUUUCAGGGACUAUGUAA
This is a messenger RNA of Olea europaea var. sylvestris, 3191 nucleotides long. Its product is annotated as nitrate regulatory gene2 protein-like. Bases 660 to 3191 code for a protein of 843 amino acids. The transcript is spliced from 8 exons. NCBI's taxonomy places the organism in Eukaryota, Viridiplantae, Streptophyta, Magnoliopsida, Lamiales, Oleaceae. Gene Ontology annotation, molecular function: protein binding. The record is from RefSeq and is a predicted model, not a curated record.